CGCCUGCAUGUGACGUUUACAGAGCCGUUUAAAAAUCCUGUUUUGAAUACAAUAACUGUCCCAAGUUUGUUAAGUUGCUCUUGUAUAUUUAGAUUUAUCAAGGACAUUGUAAUACGAGAUAUAGGCGUUUGACGGAUCCAAUUGUUACUUAGAAGAUACGAAGAGAUAUGUAGAGAAAGAGUGCUAAUUUUCGGUGAAUUUUUUAAGUUCUCAUUUUGGGGUACAAAUUAUGAAUGAAAAUAUUUGAAAAUCAGUUAAAAUAAACUGCCACGAAUUGUACGUAUCUGAACAUAUAUUGAAUUUCAUUCGACGUUUGUGUCAUAAAAUAAGCUGACUCUGUCAUAAGAACGAGAAAAAUAUGGUGCGGCGAAAAUCUAAUGCGAGAUCAUUCAGCAGUCAACAUGCAGUUCGUGAAAAAUCCAGGGUGAGUGUUUUACCUCAUAGAAAACCAGCUGAUAUUAGACGCAACUUAGUUUUAAGAGAAAUCAAGCAUUUUCAAAAAACUGUGCAUAUGCUUAUACCAAAAGGUCCCUUCAGUCGUGUAGUGCGAGACAUUAUUUCCGAAAUGUCCUCUAGUCCCAAUGAUAUAAGAGUAAGUUCAGUUGCAUUGGAAGCACUGCAGGAGGCAGUCGAAGCGUAUCUAGUACAAUUUUUUGAAGACUGUAUACUAGUAGCGAUGCAUGCCAAGCGUGUGACUCUUCAGGUUCAAGAUGUGAGGCUGCUCCGAAGACUCAGAGGAAGAGGCGAUGUCGCGAAUAAAUGAUACAAUCGCUUAGCAUAAGUGUAACAUACUUACUGUACCUACGAAGGAAAUGUACGCUGGUUAGUAACUGGCGACAAUACUAUUACACUAUAUUUUUUAUACAUAAAUGAUAAAGUUACUGUGCGACGUUUGUACAAAUUGUAUGAAAAUUACUUAUUACGUUAUAUAACUUGAAGUAUUUUUAUAUUGCCGAAGGAUCUUUUCAUAAAUACGAUGCAAAUAUUCCAUCGAGUUUACUUGCACCUUAACCUGUUAUACAUGUGCGGACUUUUAAUAGUAACAAAACAUAAAUUCGAUCAAAUUUUGCUAAAUAAAAUUUAUUUCGUGGGAAACAAUAAAACGUCUGAUAAAA
Messenger RNA from Megalopta genalis, 1115 nucleotides. RefSeq lists its product as uncharacterized. Gene Ontology annotation, molecular function: DNA binding; protein heterodimerization activity; structural constituent of chromatin. Gene Ontology annotation, cellular component: nucleosome. The record is from RefSeq and is a predicted model, not a curated record. Lineage: Eukaryota; Metazoa; Arthropoda; Insecta; Hymenoptera; Halictidae.